AAAUUCACGGUUAACUUUAAUGAAAAUUAAUUUGGGAGUACUAGGUAAUGCCAGUAAAAGAAAUGAUACAGAUGGCAUUUGAAGACUCAGAAGACAACUGGACGGAUGCAUUGCCGGUAUGCAAAGAGUCUGGAGUAGGAUUUUCUACUAACCAGAUCUACAGGGAAGAUGGUUAUCGCCAAGAAGAUCAUCCAUUUGAAGACAGGUGCUUUCAUUGCAAAUAUGACGAGUCGACAUUUGUCUACGGAAUAUUUGACGGGCAUGAAGGCUCCAGAGCUGCUAAUUUCGCUCUGCAGAGGAUGGCCGCUGAGAUACUGCUGGGACAGCUCAACGGCAAGAGUACUAAUGAAGAAGUCAAAGAAGUUCUCAGACAGGCAUUUAUUUCAGUGGAGAGAGGAUACUUUGAUUCAAUCGGAGAUCUACUGGCAGAGCGCACUAGCUUAAAGUUUGAUAUCCCAGAAGAACUUAAUUCAUACGAAGCUUAUCAGAAGUUUCCGGAUCUAGUGAACAAACUGAACAAGUUAAACCGUCAACUAGCUGCUGGAACAAGCGCAAUUGUCGCUCUAGUCUUUCGUAAUAAUUUAUACGUGGCUAAUGUUGGAGAUAGUCGGGCUCUGCUUUGUAAAACUGACAGUAAUCAAGUGCUGAGGGUUGUUCAGUUGAGUAUUGACCAUGAUUUAAGGAAUGAAGAUGAACUUUUGAGGCUGUCGCAACUUAAUCUUGAUACUAAAUCGAUUAGACAAGGUUCUCACCUGGGUAACCAAGAAAACACAAGGUGCCUAGGGAAUUAUUUAGUCAAAGGAGGAUACAAAGAGUUUGAAGAACUAGCAGCGUCAACGUCAGAGCCAAUAAUAGCAGAGCCAGAAAUCCAUGGUGGUAUUGACCUGGAUGACUCGUGUAGAUUUCUCCUCUUGAUGUCCCGCGGACUGUACAAGUCUUUAGAAGAAGCUACGGGUACUGACCAGGUCAAUAAAGAACUAGCUUUGAUGGCAGUCGAACAGUUCCGAAUUCAGUCCACUCUGACUGGAGUUGCUCAGGCAGUCGUGGACAAAGUGGUGAGGAUUCACCACGAUAUGAACAUGAGUAACGCGCAAAACUCUUCUAAAAAUGGUAAGCGCGAGGAUAUUACACUCCUGGUGAGAAAUUUUAAUUUUCCACUGCCGAAUGCUUUAAAAAGUCCGAGUGGUCAGUCAGUUCACUUCAACCCGAUUAUCCAGACUGCUGUUACAAGUGUCCAAGAAGGUGACUUUUGCACCAGCAAUGUUUCAGAUUUUAAUCCUUCGACGAAUGAUACCACGUCGACGUCCGAAACUUCUUCGGUAAAUACUCGACCGGAUAGGAAUGCUAAAAUUCAACCUUAUGUUGAUUUUUCAGAAUUCUUUGAAAAUUUUGAGAGGCGCAGGAAAGAUGGGACGCUUCCUAAAGAUAUUGACUUUGGUUAAAUUAUUUUGUUGGGUUUUAAAUGUAAAGUGUACUUACUAGAAUUAAAUAAAUUGAAAAGUUUUUU
Messenger RNA from Cotesia glomerata, 1507 nucleotides. RefSeq names its product TGF-beta-activated kinase 1 and MAP3K7-binding protein 1-like. Gene Ontology annotation, biological process: protein dephosphorylation. The transcript is spliced from 4 exons. Bases 48 to 1442 code for a protein of 464 amino acids. Gene Ontology annotation, molecular function: protein serine/threonine phosphatase activity. NCBI's taxonomy places the organism in Eukaryota, Metazoa, Arthropoda, Insecta, Hymenoptera, Braconidae. The record is from RefSeq and is a predicted model, not a curated record.